Molecule: messenger RNA, 891 nt
Organism: Malassezia japonica
Lineage: Eukaryota; Fungi; Basidiomycota; Malasseziomycetes; Malasseziales; Malasseziaceae
Gene: SCO1
Product: Cu-binding protein
Exons: 2
Coding region: 1-891 (296 amino acids)
Biological process (GO): mitochondrial respiratory chain complex IV assembly
Source: RefSeq, a predicted model, not a curated record
AUGACGUCUGCAUACCAGCUGCGCUACAGCUCGACACAGCCGAACAGUGGCAAGGAAAAUUCCUCCGAGACUCCGAAGCCCAGGGCGCCGGAACCCGGCCUGCGCCGCGACGUCGUGGGGCCAUUCAACCUUCCUGCUGGUAUUUUGUUCGUUGCGACAGGCAUUGGUCUAUACUACUAUUUCCAGCACGAGAAGCGCAAGGUCGAGGAGAAGCGCAUGCUCGCGAUGCAGGACCAGUCGGUCGGUCGCCCCCGCAUCGGCGGCCCCUUUAGCCUGGUCUCUUCGACCGGUCACCCAUUCACGGAGAAGGACCUACUCGGGAGCUUUUCGCUGGUCUACUUUGGCUUUACCAACUGCCCUGACAUUUGCCCUGAGGAGCUCGACAAGAUGUCAAAUGUCGUCGACGCGGUUGCCGCGAAGCACGGCGACGUGAUUAACCCCGUGUUUGUGACGUGCGACCCCGCGCGCGACCGUGUGCCGUUGGUGGCGGAGUACAUUGCCGACUUCCAUCCCCGUAUGAUCGGCCUUACGGGAUCGUACGAUGAUGUGAAGGCCGCAUGCAAGGCCUACCGCGUCUACUUUAGCACGCCGCCGGGCGCGGACCCGACAACGGACUACCUGGUGGACCACUCGAUCUUCUUUUACCUGAUGGACCCUGAGGGCAAGUUUGUGGAUGCGUUUGGCAAGAGCACGACGCAGGACGAAGUGCUUGCCAAGGUCCAGGACUACGUAAAGCGCUGGAAGGCGGAGGGACUGCCGGUCAAGGAGGCGAAUGCCAAGCAUAUUGCUGCUACGGACGGCCGCCCAAAGUCGACCGACGCCGAGCUCUUCUCGCCCCCUAGCCUUGUUCCUUCCAAGCCGCCGGCCGUGCAGCCGGCACGCCUCGUGUAG